Rotaria sp. Silwood1 is the source of this 2862-nucleotide messenger RNA. NCBI's taxonomy places the organism in Eukaryota, Metazoa, Rotifera, Eurotatoria, Philodinida, Philodinidae. The record is from the annotation of a GenBank genome assembly.
AUGUUGAAAACAAAACCAACAUCAAUAUUAAAAAAGAAAAAUGAUGAUGUCGAUCAAAUAGAUUCUGAUAUAUCAUUCGAUAAAUAUUAUCAAGAUGACGAUCUCAUGUCAUCAUCAUCAUCAACAACAUCAAAAUCAUCUCCGACAGGAUUAUUAGCACCAAAGAGAAUGUUUAUUAAAAGACCAACAAUAAAAAAAGAUGAACUCAAAUCUGGAGAUGAAAUGAAAUUAGCAUCAUCUGAUGAUAAUGAUCCUUUAAAGUCAGAAAUAAAAAGACCAUUAAAUCCAUUAACAAAACCAGAUAAACAAUAUAGUUUGGUUGGUGAUUCGCUUGGGAGUACUAUGCCGGGUGAAAAUAGAAAAGAUGAAACACCAUUAUCCACAAUGAAAUUUGGUUCUGAUACACUCGAUGAAGAACAAGAAAAAGCAGAAUUUUUUCGAAAUUUUGAAAAAACAAAUGGUGAAAAAAAAAUUGAUUAUGGUAUAUUAAAUCAACAAAUUGAACUCGAUUUAUCACCAACACGAAAUGGAACAGUGAUAAAUUCAUUUGAUAAACAAAUUAAUCAAAUGAGUACACCGCUUCAUCAUCAACCGAACAAUAAUACUGUUAAAGAAUCUUUAUCAAAUGAACUUGAUCGUGAAAUCGAACACGAAGAGCAGAAAAUGAAUGCAACAACAACGAUUAAACAUGUUACUAUUGCUGAGCCUCCAAUUCGUCCAUCAGCAUCAGUCGAUGAUUUUAGUCGAACAACUAAAACAGUAUCAGAUCAACUUUCAACAACAAGCGAGAUGACACGUGAUUUAAAUAUGUUACAUAAUGCUUAUAAACAAAAUCUCAAGUCUACACCAACAACACGUACAUCAAGAACUCAUACAGUUGAUUCAAAUAAGAAAAUACAACAACAAAAACCAAUAAGAUCACCAAGUGCUGUUUCUCGACCAAAAACUGCACCAACACCAAUUCCAACACCAAAAGAAAAUAAAAAUAAUGAUUCAGCAUUAAUUGAACAGUUAAAAUAUGAAAAAGAAUCAUUAAUAAAUAAAAUAGAAUCAUUAGAAAAAAAUUACGAAGAACAAUUGCGUAGUAUUCGACAACAAAAUUUUACUCUUCAAGCAAAAAUAACACAAUUAACAUCAACAACUGGUGAUGGAAAAAAUGAAUCUAUACCACCAAAACAACGUGAAGUAAAUGAAUUAGAAAAAUUAAUUGAUGGUUAUCAAAUUGAAAAUGAAAAACUUUGUAAACAAAUUAAACAAAUUGAACAACAACAUAAACAAAUUGAACAAUCAAUGUUUGAUGAAAAUGAAAAACUUCGUCAAGAAUUAAUACAUACAAAAAUGCUUUUGGAACAAUUUCAAAAUUCACAUGUAGGAACAAUUAAAAAACAAUCAUCAACAAUUAUUUUAACAAAUCUAGUUAAUAAUGAUAAUGAUAAAAAUAAUACUUUCAAUGAAAAUCAACAAUUAAAAAAUGAAAUAAUUGUUUUAAAAAAUAAACUAACAGUAGCAUUAAAUAAAGAAUAUAAAAAUGAAAAUGAUGAUACUAUACGUUCAUUAGAUCAAAGACGUAUUAAAGAUCUUGAAAGACAAGUUAAAGAAUUAGAAUUAAUCAAUCGUCGUCGUCAACAAAAUUCAACAACUCAAGUAGGAAUGGUAUUAAAUCCUUUAGAUGAUAGAAAUCAAUUAGAAAUAAAAUUAAAUAAAGCUGAAGAAGCAUUACGUGAACGACAAAUAUCUGAAGAAAAACUUAUACAUGAAUUAAAUGUACUUGAAGAACAAUAUUCAUUAAUGAAACAAAUGUUAACUAAAAAUAAUGGACAACAAAUAAUAAAUAAUGAACAAAUUGAAAAACAAUUUCAUGAUGUAUUAAAUAAAAAUAAAACUUUAUCUGGACAAAUUCAUUUAAGACGUGAAAAUGAACGUUUAAAAAAUGAAUUAGAAAAAUUAAAAGUAGAACAAAUACCAAAACCAGCUAAAUCUUUAAAACGUGAUUUAGAAACAAUUAAAUUAUUACGUUCAGAUCUUGAACGAAAAAAUGAUGAAUUAGAAAAACUUCGUGCUUUAUAUGAUGCUGUUACUGUUCAACAUAAAAGUCUUCUAGCUGAACGUGAACGUGAAAAAACUCGUUUAGCAAUCAUGGGUAAUAAACCAUACCAACCAGAUCGAUUUACACAAGUUUUAUCGUCUGUUGAUACAGUUCGUGCAGAAAAUGAACAACUUAAACAUUUGGUAGAAAAAUUAGAACAUGAUUCUCAACAACAAUAUAGUGAAUUAAUGAAUUUAAGAGAUGAUCGACAAGCAGCUAUUGCAUUAGCAAUUCGUGAAAAAGAUGAAGAAAUUUUACGUCUACGUCAACAACAUAAAUUAGAAUUACAAACAAUUAUUAAUGAAAUGUCAACUAAUACAACUGAAACUCGUGUUAGUGAUCUUCUACGAAAAAUUGAAUUACAAGAUGCAACUAUUAUACAUCUUAAAAAAUUAACUGAAAAUGCUGAUGAAAAUGCUCGAGAAUUAGCAAUAUUACGUGUUCGUGAUGAUGAAUUAAAAUCUACUAUUCAUCGACUUGAACAAGAACUAGCUGAUGCUCGAACUUAUCAUACACCUGAAAUGAAACAUUUUCAAGAACUUCAAAAUAAAAUAAAUCAAUUAGAACAACGUUGGUAUAAACGUGAUAAAAUAACUAAAGAUUAUACAAAUAGUUUAAUUAAACAACAUGAUUUAGAUACAAAUAAUGAUGUUAAUAAAUUACGUGCGAUUAUUAAACAAAAAAAUCAAGAAAUUGAACGAUUUCAUAUUGAACUUGAUUCAAUGUUAGAAUUAUUAAAAACUCUUAAAUUUCAACAAUUAUUAUAUAAUCAAUAG